AGUUUCUUCCGCUUUCCUCGUACCUAAGGUCGGGGUGAACCUAAAAUAUUGCGAUGCCCUUCACCAUCUGAUUAUUAUCGUCUUCAGCUAUAAGCAUAGACCUCUCCAAUUGUCAGUUCUAGUCUAUCAGAAGUCGACAACCAACUCAAUCUUCAUCAUGCAUAAUUUGGUCUACUGCGUUCUUUCCCUUUAUGUUGCCUUAGUUUCGUCAUCUCCGCGAGUCCAGCUGCAUAAAACGAAAGUGGUAGGGAAGGCCAUUACAGGACUAGAGCAAGAUUUUUUCGGAGGUAUACCAUACGCGGAACCACCCAUUGGACCGUUGCAUUUGCAGCCACCAGUGUUUAAACCAGAUCCUGAUAGGGGAGUUUUCGAUGCAAGCCGUUUUAGGUUGUCCUGUCUCCAACCGGAAAUAUCAUAUGACCUUAUUUCAGAAGACCGCUUCGUCCGAGCGGCGUGACUAAAGAUUUGUCUUUGCCCGUGCUAUUUUGGUAACCACACUUCAUGCCCGCCGAGUUCUUUACUCGACUUCAUCAUUUUUCAAGGCGCCUAGAAUUAGGGAAAUAAAGCCAAAGCUCUGGAACUUGAUCUAUUCCAGCCA
Guyanagaster necrorhizus is the source of this 598-nucleotide messenger RNA. RefSeq lists its product as uncharacterized. Gene Ontology annotation, biological process: acetylcholine catabolic process; choline metabolic process. Gene Ontology annotation, cellular component: plasma membrane. The coding region runs from base 158 to 457 and encodes 99 amino acids. Gene Ontology annotation, molecular function: acetylcholinesterase activity. The record is from RefSeq and is a predicted model, not a curated record. NCBI's taxonomy places the organism in Eukaryota, Fungi, Basidiomycota, Agaricomycetes, Agaricales, Physalacriaceae. The transcript is spliced from 3 exons.